GAAAUACAUGUGAAAUGAAGAGAAAAAAAUUGAAGCUGAACUUUUUUGUCCAACAUAAUUCCAAUGGAACUGAGAUGCUAAUUCUUAGAGCUACAUCUAUAUUUUCAAGUACAUCAACUUUAAGUAGAAGAAAAUAUUGAGGAAAACAUAAAAAAAGUUUUGACAUACUUUUCCUUUUAAAUAGAUGAAGAACUUCCUGAUUACAUUAUGGUGAUGGUGGCCAACAAGAAAAGUCAGGACCAAAUGACAGAGGACCUUUCCCUGUUUCUAGGGAACAACACAAUUCGAUUCACCGUAUGGCUUCAUGGUGUAUUAGAUAAACUUCGCUCUGUGACAACUGAACCCUCUAGUCUAAAGUCUUCUGAUACGAACAUCUUUGAUAGCAACGUGCCUUCAAACAAGAGCAAUUUCAGUCGGGGAGAUGAGAGAAGGCAUGAAGCUGCAGUGCCACCCCUUCCCAUUUCUAACACUAGACCUGAAAAAAGAAAUUCCAGAGUUUCUACAAGUUCACAGGAGCAGAAAACCACUAAUGUCAGGUAAGAGUCCUGUGUAGACUUG
Microcebus murinus (gray mouse lemur) is the source of this 558-nucleotide messenger RNA. NCBI's taxonomy places the organism in Eukaryota, Metazoa, Chordata, Mammalia, Primates, Cheirogaleidae. The record is from RefSeq and is a predicted model, not a curated record.